AUGGAUAGAGGUGGUAAAAAGGGUAUUUAUCAGGGAAUGGAUAGAGGUGGUAAAAAGCGUAUCUAUGGAAACCUGGGUGGUACUUCUCCACACGCAGGGGGACGGGAUGAGAGAUCUGUCUCCAGCCCAGCAACAGCACGACGAUGGAUUCCUCCUAGUAGCGUGAAACGAGAUGUUCUCACCCAUGAUGAAAAACAUGAUACUGUUUUUAGAAAGGUCAGAGGAAUCCUCAAUAAAUUGUCACCUGAAAAAUUUGAUAAGUUAAGCCUAGAACUUCUAAAUGUAGGAAUUGAAUCACAAGUCAUUCUUAAAGGGAUAAUCCUCCUGAUCUUUGAAAAGGCUCUUGAUGAGCCAAAAUAUAGUUCUGUGUAUGCAAAAUUAUGUCAUCAAUUAUGUGAAGACGCACCAAACUUUGAACCCCCGGACUCGACUAUAUCGACCUUUCGUAGACUGCUUUUAAACAAGUGCCAGGAUGAAUUUGAGAACAGGUCAAAGGCCAGUAAUGCCUUUGACAAAGAUGGACAGUUGUCGGAGGAGGAGCUGGAACAAUAUCACAUUGCCAAGAGAAAGAUGCUUGGAAAUAUCAAGUUCAUUGGUGAACUUGGUAAGCUGGAAAUGCUUCACGAGGGCAUCUUGCACCGCUGCAUCAAACAGCUACUUGAGAAGAAAAAGAAUCUGCCCAUCCAGGAGUCGGCGGAAGACUUGGAGUGUCUCUGUCAGAUAAUGACAACUGUUGGUCGACGCCUUGACACGCCCAAAGCCAAGGCAUGGAUGGAUCAAUAUUUUAGUAGAAUAAAACAGUUUUCUGGUAUACAAGAGUUGCCGUCAAGAAUUAGAUUUAUGCUUCAGGAUGUAAUAGAGCUUAGAGAUAAUAAAUGGAAGGCUAGACAUAUUGGUUGGGAAGGUCCAAAAACAAUUACACAGAUUAGGCAAGAGGCUGCUGAUGAGACAGGUGUAUAUAUUCCGCAACAGAACAGAAUGGGAGGUCCAAGACCCCCUGUGCAGAUGAAUGGCAGUUUGGGGGCACCCUGGAAGCCUGGUGCAGCUCCAACAGGGCCUCCUGGAUCUUUUGGCGACUUUUUUGGCAUGCCUCCAACAGGGAUGAUGGGGGGAUUAGGAACUGGUCCUGGGGUUAUACAGAUGGAUGGGUACAUACCCAACUAUAGCAAUAAACCCAGAGGUAACCAGCACAAUCAGGGUUAUAACAGUUACCAGAAACGACCGCCACCCACUGAUGGUGGUGGCGGGGGCUCUCCUAGAGCCCAGAGACACAACUUUCAGAAUCAGCAGCAGCAGGGUGGUCGCCUGUCACCCCAGCAACAAGGUCAAUCGCCACAGGGAUCUCCAGUGGGACAACAACAGUUUCAGCAGAAAAAACCUAGUAAUCUACCUCCUCGACUAGCCAAAUUACAACAACAGCAAUUACAACAACAACAGCAAGCCCCACCUCCACCCUCACAACAACAAGCUAUGAUGAUGAUGCAGGACGGACAGAUGCCCAUACCUCUACCCAACACAGCUGUCCCGCCCCCACCCCUACCUAAACAAGAGGAGAUAAGCCUGAGACCCAACAGAAACUUUACAACUGCCCUGCGACCAAGUGUCCCUACAAUGUUGCCCAAAUCAGCACAGGCUGCCCCUAGCACAGGUUCCCCAUUGAUGACUGGGAACCCAUCUAUGAUGGAUCAGAGAGUUAACAGUCUGAAUCCACUGUUGGCUAAACAAGCUGCUGUGACAAUCAAGGAGGUACCAAAGGAGAAAUUGAAUCCCCCCAAGAAGAAGUCUCAGCAGCCAAAUAAGGAUGAAAUUCAGAAAACAGUGAAAAGUACAUUGAUUGAAUAUUUGGAAGGUGGUUCAAUGCAAGAUGCUCUCACAACCAUAAAGGACUUGAACCCUCCAAAGAAGUAUAUGCCAGAAAUGCUGACUGAUAUGAUGACAAGUACUGUAGAUAAAUCUGAUACAGACAGGGAGAAUGUGAUGAAGCUUGUGAUGGCAUUGAAGUCAGAGAACCUCACCACUUCCUCACAUUUUAUGGAUGGUUACAAGUCGGUACUAGAACAGAUGGCAGGUAUGGAGACUGAUGUUCCGCUGAUAAAGACGUAUGUGGCAAGGUUUGGAGCAUUUGCCGUUACAGAGUGUAUAGUCACACUACAAGAGCUUGCUGAACCUAUGGAACAGGGGACAUACUACCCUCUGUUUCUACUAUGUCUUCAACAAAUGCUGAAACGGAAAGACAAAGACUGGGUUGUGAAUGUAUUUAAUGAGAGCAAAAUGGACCUUCAAAAUAUGCUUCCUGAAGUAGAUCGAAGCAAGGAGAGAAUGAUGGAAAUUUUAGAGGAGAGAGGUUUAAGCUUUAUGUUCCCGUUGUUACGUGUACAGUCAGAGCUGUGGAAGCAAAUACAGGCUGAACCAUCGGCCACGGCUGUGUUUAGGUGGAUCAAGGAAACAGUGAACACAGACCUUCAUCAAACACCAGCUUUCAUCAAUGUCCUUUCUACCAGUGUGUUGCGUUAUGUGACAUCAGAAAGCACUCUAGGUGAAGGAUGUGACCCUAAAAGCAACCCUAGCAAGGCAUUGCAGGAGAAAGAAAAACAGUUACUCGAUAAAAUGAAGGUACAGGGUUCAUAUACAUUGAUUAGACAUGAAUGAGAUCACUUAAGGCAG
Messenger RNA from Mercenaria mercenaria, 2664 nucleotides. Its product is annotated as eukaryotic translation initiation factor 4 gamma 2-like. Lineage: Eukaryota; Metazoa; Mollusca; Bivalvia; Venerida; Veneridae. The transcript has 20 exons. The record is from RefSeq and is a predicted model, not a curated record. Gene Ontology annotation, molecular function: translation initiation factor activity; mRNA binding; protein binding. Bases 1 to 2649 code for a protein of 882 amino acids. Gene Ontology annotation, cellular component: eukaryotic translation initiation factor 4F complex.